Fusarium keratoplasticum is the source of this 471-nucleotide messenger RNA. RefSeq lists its product as uncharacterized. The transcript is spliced from 4 exons. NCBI's taxonomy places the organism in Eukaryota, Fungi, Ascomycota, Sordariomycetes, Hypocreales, Nectriaceae. Bases 1 to 471 code for a protein of 156 amino acids. The record is from RefSeq and is a predicted model, not a curated record.
AUGGCGUCCGCUCCCCUCCCCUCCAUCACCAUCACGGCUCCCAAUGGGGAGCAGAAAGCUGUUGCCGUCUUUUGCCUUCCUGCUGGGGAGGAAGAACUUGUCCCAGCGUGGGAACUCUUCCCCUUGGAAGAGCCGACUCCUUCUCCUGCCGCCGCUCCCGCUACCGCUCCCGCUCCUGCUGCUGCCGCUGCCGAUCCUCCCCUGCUGUCGGAUUCGGAUAUCGAUGAAAUGAGUCUGGAUGAGUUGGACUAUAAAGAGAAUCGAUGCCGCUUCUGCGAUGAGGACUUUAGCUCCUAUAAGACUCUUCGAGUCCAUAUCGGCGUUGCGGGUUCAAAGAGGGUUUCAUGCCCUGAACUUAAGGCUAUUAUUGCACAAGCACAGGCUAAGGAAGAGGAAGAGGAAGAUGAGGAAGACGAGGAAGACGAGGAGAUAAUGCCUGCUAGAAAGAAGCGAAAGGUGGCAAAGAAGUAA